Messenger RNA from Mesocestoides corti, 351 nucleotides. The record is from the annotation of a GenBank genome assembly. Lineage: Eukaryota; Metazoa; Platyhelminthes; Cestoda; Cyclophyllidea; Mesocestoididae.
AUGAAGAAUGACUUUGUUUCGCCUUACGAUCGGUUCCCCGCCUCGAGUGUAGGGGACCGACGUCAAACAACCACGGGGUUACAGAUGGUGAGCAUAGUUUGCUGUACAUAUAGCGAAACGGAAGGGGAGGUGGUGGUGGUGGGGGUAACGGUGGUGGAGGUGGAGGCGGAGGAGAACGCGCUUGUGUUGGUGUUACAGCGGACAUCCGACCGAAAACGCCUCGCAAACGGAGUCGGUGAGGCGACAUUACCGCCUCAGACACAAGAGAGGAAGCGAGGCGGCGGUGGCGGCAUUCGCACAAAACCGGACACGGUGAGGAGGACGAGAGAUGGGGAGGAGGGCAGGGGUUAG